AUGGGAAAAGAAAAUGAUUCUGAAAUUUCAGAAUUUCUCCUUCAUGGACUUUCAGAAGACCCAGAACUGAAGUCCAUCAUCUUUGUGAUUUUUCUGUCCAUGUACCUGAUCACUGUGUUGGGAAACCUGCUCAUCAUCCUGGCCAUCGUCUCAGACUCUCAUCUCCAUGUACCCAUGUACUUCUUCCUGUCCAACCUGUCCUUUGUGGACAUCUGCUUCACCUCCACCACCAUCCCCAAGAUGCUGGUGAACAUCCAGACAGAGAACAAAGCCAUCACCUACGCGGGCUGCAUCACCCAAAUGAACUUUUAUCUGCUGUUUGGUUGUUUGGAAGUCAGUCUCCUCUCUGUGAUGGCCUAUGACCGCUUCGUGGCCAUCUGCCACCCCCUGCACUACAUGGUCAUCAUGAACCCCCGGCUGUGUGGGCAACUGGUUCUAGUUGGUUCUUGGUUUCCAAGCGCCCUGAAUUCCUUAAUACAGAGUGUCAUGACAUUGCAACUGUCCUUCUGCACAGAUGUGGAAAUCCCCAACUUUUAUUGUGAACUCAAACAGAUGAUUCAACUGGCCUGCUCUGACACAUUUCUCAAUAAUGUGGUGAUGUACUUUGCAUCUGUUCUGCUUGGUAGUUGCCUGGGUGGGAUCCUUUAUUCCUACUCCAAGAUCUUUUCCUCCAUACAUAGAAUCUCUUCAGCUCAGGGGAAAUUUAAAGCAUUUUCCACCUGUGCAUCUCACCUCUCAGUUGUCUCUUUAUUCUUUUGUACAAGCCUAACCAUGUACUUUAGCUCUGCUACUACUCACAACUCACAGUCAGGUUCAAUUUCCUCAGUGAUGUAUGCUGUGGUCACACCCAUGCUGAACCCCUUCAUCUACAGCCUAAGAAACAAAGACAUAAAAAUGGCCCUCCAAGCAUUCUUCAUGAAGGGGACCAUCCAAAGACAGUUGUCCUAG
Molecule: messenger RNA, 948 nt
Organism: Sorex araneus (European shrew)
Lineage: Eukaryota; Metazoa; Chordata; Mammalia; Eulipotyphla; Soricidae
Product: olfactory receptor 7A17-like
Exons: 1
Coding region: 1-948 (315 amino acids)
Biological process (GO): G protein-coupled receptor signaling pathway
Cellular component (GO): membrane
Molecular function (GO): olfactory receptor activity; G protein-coupled receptor activity
Source: RefSeq, a predicted model, not a curated record